Molecule: messenger RNA, 489 nt
Organism: Callorhinus ursinus (northern fur seal)
Lineage: Eukaryota; Metazoa; Chordata; Mammalia; Carnivora; Otariidae
Gene: LDLRAD1
Product: low density lipoprotein receptor class A domain containing 1
Biological process (GO): receptor-mediated endocytosis
Cellular component (GO): plasma membrane; apical plasma membrane; signaling receptor complex
Molecular function (GO): hormone binding; protein binding
Source: RefSeq, a predicted model, not a curated record
AUGAAUAAAAUCUUCCCCCAGGGAGAUGCCAAUGACAAUGCUGCUGGAGCCAAAGCCCUCCCUGGAGGGGAAGGGGCCCAGAUCUGUGUGACGCUGACGAACAGGACGGGCUUCCUGUGCCACGACCGGAGGAGUUGCAUCCCUGCCAGCAGGGUCUGUGAUGGCAUCCGCACCUGCGCCCACGGCGAGGACGAAGCCGAGGCCAUGUGCCGGGACAUGCCCCAGAGCCUCCCCAGCUUCCUCGUCGCCCACUGUGGAGACCCGUCUUCCUGGAUCUAUUCAGACCAAAAGUGUGAUGGGGCCAACAACUGCGGGGACUGCUCAGAUGAACUGAGUCCAGUGACCGCGUGUCCGCCCUGUGGCCCGGGCUGGUGGCACUGCCCCUCCACCGUCUUCGGGUACUGCGGCUGCAUCCCCAGGAGCCUCUGCCGCGACCUCGUGCAGCACUGCUCCGACUGGUCGGAUGAGUACUCCUGUCCCGGACCCUGA